AGAUGAUAAAGAGGAACACAACACACACAUAAACAAAAGUAGCAGAGGAAAGCUGUCAACACACACAGCCAGCCUUCAUUUCUUUUUAAAAAGCUAAUCCAAACACACCCCAAACCCCAAAGAUCACAAGCACAAGAUCUGAUAUUCUCUGAAUCAAACACAUUGACACACACUGACAGAGAAGAACAAGAAGAAAAAGAGAGAGAGAGAGAGAGAGAGAGAGAAAACACCAUGAAAGGCAGAGAAAACAAAGGCCCUCCUUCUGCAGACCUCUUGGUCUGUUUUCCUUCUAGAGCCCACCUAACCCUAAUGCCCAAACCCAUCUGCAGCCCUGCAAGACCAUCUGAAUCCAACAAGCGUCACCACCUCCACCACCACCACCACUUGAAAAGGUCAAGCAACAGCAGAGGAGGUGGUGGUGGUGGUGGAGUCCAAGCCAGCCCUCUCUUAUGGGCUAAAACCAAGUCCAUGGGCUCAGACAUAUCUGAACCCACAUCACCCAAAGUUACCUGCGCCGGACAGAUCAAAGUGAGGCCCAAAUCAGCCAGUUCUUGCAAGAAUUGGCAAUCAGUUAUGGAAGAGAUUGAAAGGCUUCACAAUGAUAGAAAACAAAAGAAGAGAGCCAAUUGGGUCGAAGCUCUCGGAAUCAAGAAAGAUGUAAUGCAUUUCUUGACUUGUUUACGGAGAAUUCGCUUUGAUUUUCGAUGCUUCGGCACAUUCCCUGCUUCGGACAUAACCUCUGAUGAUGAAGAUGAUGACAAUGAUGAAGAAGAAGAUUGUUCACAAAACCAAGUCAGCAAUGAGAAUGAGAGUUCAAGAACUGUCUUCUCUAAAUGGUUCAUGGUUCUACAAGAAGAUCAAAACAAAUUAAAGAAUGAGUGUACCAAAGAACAGAGUAAAGAGAUAAACGAAUCCGAUAAAGAAGAGACUGUUGCUCCACCCCCAAAUGCUCUGUUGCUCAUGCGUUGUAGGUCUGCUCCUGCUAAAACCUGGUUAGAAGAGAGAAAAGAAGAAGAAGAUGAGAGUGAAGAGAGAGAAGAGGAAGUAGAAAAGAAAGGAAAGUUGGGUAUGGAGGAAGAGAAGAAUAGUAAGAGCUUGGCAGUGCUGAUGAGAUGUGACACUGAUUUCUACAAAUUAUCAUCUGAUAUUGCAAAGGAAACUUGGGUUGUUGGUGGUGUGAGAGAUCCAUUAUCAAGGAGUCGAAGUUGGAAGAGAUGAUAGAUAAUAUAUAACAUGAUGAUCAAGGUGAUUGACUGCUCUGUUUUGCCAUUUUUUCUUUUCUUGUCACUCAAUAAUUUUUAUUUAUAGUUUUUUUUUUAUUUUUUUUUAUUAUUUUCAGUUGUUUGAAAUGGUCUGGCUUGUGUGAGAAAUCCUCCUAAUCAAUCUACCAUUUAGUGAUGUAGGUUACAUUUUUGUUUUCUUAAUUGUGCUCUGUUUUGUCAAAUGUAUAACUCUGUGUACAGCUUGUGAUCUUUCCUUGGAAAAGAUUUUUGCUGCCCAUGUAUAUUUUUAUUUUCUUUUAUAGAGUGUUAAUGUACCAUGUAUUUCUCAAGAAAAUCUAUGCAUGAAUUGGACAUUUUGGGCCUC
Molecule: messenger RNA, 1587 nt
Organism: Camellia sinensis
Lineage: Eukaryota; Viridiplantae; Streptophyta; Magnoliopsida; Ericales; Theaceae
Product: nucleolar GTP-binding protein
Source: RefSeq, a predicted model, not a curated record